Chara braunii is the source of this 3935-nucleotide messenger RNA. The record is from the annotation of a GenBank genome assembly. Lineage: Eukaryota; Viridiplantae; Streptophyta; Charophyceae; Charales; Characeae.
ACAGCUGAGAGAGAGAGAAGGGAGAGAGAAGUUGUUCUGUUUGAGAGUGUGAGGAGGGGCAAGAGGAGUGUUCGUCCAAACGUAAGGAGAGAGCGGACCCCUCUUGAGAGAUCUACUCACACCCCUUCCUCCGGCAUGGCAAACAUCACAUCUGCCCAAAGGCAGGCCAUGCUGAAUGCAGCAGAUGAGAACGAGAGACCGUUCUACCAGAAGCUUUACGAUGAUGUCGUGCAGAGGGAAAGGGAGGCAGAGGAAGCAGCCAGAGCCGCCAACAUUGCUGAUCAGGUGGCCCUCCUUCGGAUCCCGGAAGCCAAUGCUGACCGGUUUCAGGAGGGACUAGCUGCUGCCGUAGCAGCCUUGGUUCGACUGCGAACCUUGGAAGACCUUGAGUCCCGUGUGACAGCACUAGAGCAGCGAAACCAAGAGUUGCAGGUUGAGAUACUCAGCCUCAAACAGUCCCAAAUGUCUGCCCCCCGCCCUUCUAACCCUGGACCUGCUGCAGUCCCAGUCUUUCAAUCUAACACAGUCCUCGUGGCAAGAGCAAGUGGAACCGUGACGAGCGCAGAAACCGGUGCCAGCUCCUCGAGCGGCAGCGCCGGCAGUUCUGCACUAGUCAUAGUCCCAAAUGCAGGGGCAUCAGCCCAAAACACCACAGUCCUUACUGGCGUUCAGUACAGCGGUCCCGUAGUGGACAAGCGGGCGGCCASCUUGCCGUCCAAGUACGACGGGAAAGCGGAUAUCACCUCUUGGAUUAGUUCCAUGCGUUCAUACUUCGAGGUCAUGCGGACACCGCAAGMASACCGAAGCAUGAUCAUGGGCACUAGUACUGAGCCCGCCGUACGGAAUCACAUUGAGCUCCAAGCUGUUGCUGCAGGUUAUGAAAGAAUUGACCUGACUGAGUGGUUGAAGGUAACCCCUGUGCACACCCUUGAGGACCUUCUCAUCACGCGGUACCAAGACAAGCAUGCUGCGCUCAAGGCUAGGCUGAAGCUUGAAACCCUCAAGGGUCAAACAUGGAGAUCCUCCAUGCAAGCUUUGGAACAGCACUUGACUGGUUUGUUCACCACUCCAGAUCUGGGAAUGACCAACGUGUCUUGCAUGGAUGUAGUCAUGGGAGUGGCCCCUAAAGAAUACCUCUCCCUGCUAGGACUCAAAGACCAUACUACUUGGCGAGAGUUCAUGACGGAUCUAGUCAACCUAGAGGCCAAGGACCUCGCCAGGCGUAAAAAGGCGCCCGCUGCAGGUGGAAAACCACAACGCAAGCGGUAUGGAAGCAGCAACCAACUUGCACUGCAUGAACAUCGGGAGGCUGAAGAUCAGUCCUACGCGGAUGAUCUGUCUCUAGAUGACGAUCUAGAGUCGGACUCCGAUAUGGGCUGUUCCACAUCAGCCAUUGAGUCUGACGUAAAUGAAGACGAAAAACUUGAUGCUUUUAGAAAGACUGCUUCAAACAAGGGGCCUAACUGUGGUUCGGGUAAGGGAACUGUUGUCCACCUCCCCAAGAACGCGAAGAUCCUUGAGAAACCGGAGGAUGCAUCUACCAAGCCUUGGGAAGCCCUCCGUAUCAGUCAAAAGGAAUGGGAAAGAAGAUCUAGACUGCGCAUAUGCUUGCAUUGUCAAAAGCCUGGGCAUGCUGUGCAGGACUGUUAUCGACUUAAGGAAACAAGCAGAGGGCGAAGAGUCAUCAACACUCCCUACAACAAGGGAAGCUGGAACAUCAGUGGGUGCAAGGUCUUCUCCAAGAUCGACCUCAAGUCUGGUUACCACCAGAUUGAAGUUGAUCCGAGUGACCAGCACAAAACUGCAUUCAAGACACGCGAUGGGCUGUACGAAUUCAUCGUUAUGCCCUUCGGUCUUACGAAUGCACCAGCCACAUUUCAGAGCCUCAUGGACAAGGUACUCCGCCAUCAGCUCAACAGGUUUGUGGUUGUGUACCUUGAUGAUAUUUUGAUUUUCAGCAAGUCCAUGGAAGAGCACCUCAAGCACCUUGAGGAGGUCUUGCAUGUCCUCAAAGAGGCACAGCUGCACCUCAACUUAGAGAAGUCUGCGUUCGGAAGGGACAGCGUCAUCUAUCUUGGUCACCGGUUGUCUGCAAACGACCUUGAGCUGGAGGCAACCAAGGUGGAGGUCAUACGAAAUUGGCCUCAACCCACGAACGUAGGCGAACUGCGUUCUUUUCUUGGUUUGGCUUCGUAUUACCGGAAGUUUGUGCCAAACUUUUAUGUCAUUGCUCACCCACUCUAUAAGACUAACCAGAAACCGAAGGAGGAUCUGGUCGAACACACCGCCAAGGAUCCGGACCUUAAUCCCAUCCUUGAGCAGCUCAAGGCUGACCCUAACGGUCAGCCUGAUUUUCAUGAGUGCGAGGGUCUUGUAUUCCGCCGGUAUGGAAAGUUUGAUCGUUUGUGUGUACCCAACCAUGCGCCUCUCCGGUCUCAUUUCUUGGAUUUGGCACAUGGUCGGAGUGGACAUUUCGGCUUUGAGAAGACUUAUGGAAGUCUUCUGCAGCAGUUUGAUUGGCCAGGAAUGAAAGGAUCUGCUCAGAAAUUUAUUGCUGAAUGUCAGGUAUGUCAAAGAACAAAGGUCCACAGGCACAAGCCUUAUGGCUUGCUGAGACCCCUCCCCAUUCCUGAUAGACCCGGUGAAUCGAUUUCCAUCGAUUUCACGGACAUGGGAAAGGUGAGUGAGGCUGGAAAUUCACAAGUCAUGGUCAUCGUGGACCGUUUUUCCAAAAUUCUAAACUUGAUUCCUUUCCCUCCUCAUGCCCCGAUUGAGCUUGUCAUUGAAGAAUUCCAUCAGCAGUACAUUCUCCACUUUGGCGUCCUGAAAACUAUUGCGAGUGAUCGGGACACCAGAUUCAUCAGCAAAGAUUGGAAGGACUUCACCUCUCAAAUCUAUGACAUUAAACUGAACAAGACUUAUGGUCGACACCCCGAAGCCAAUGGAUUGGCCGAGGAGAUCAACCAGAUUGUCAUCCAACUACUUCGUGCAUUGAUUGUUCCAGAUCAGAACACGUGGGACAAGGAGCUGCACAAAGUGAAGGGACUGUAUAACAACUCCAUUCACUCUGCAACUGGUGUGACACCAAACCAGUUGCAAUAUGGAUGGCCGAUGCGUAAUCCCCUCUCCUAUUUGUUCCCCGAACGGUCACCUGGUAUGAUGCCCCGCAUGCCUGGCUACAAUGCCAAGUACGCACGCUUGCUCAAAGUUGUUAUUGCAGCCAUGAACAAGCGCCAGCAUGCCAUGAUCAAACAUGCGAACAAGUUGCGCAGAGAAGAAAAAUUCAAAGUAGGGGAUUAUGUUUGGGUCAAAUGUCCGAGUUUUUCUGAUGAAGAGGGCGUAUCACAAAAGCUUUUUCCAUUGUACUAUGGCCCUUGGCAGAUUCUGAAGGUGAUUGGGGAUGAUUUUGGUCCUUCAUCUGUGAUUGACGUGCCUCCUCAUCUGCGCACGUAUCCGGGCUUUCAUGCGUCCAAACUGUUCCCACACAUUGAUGAUGAGACUUUUCCCUUCCGAGACCCUAUGAUACCUCGCCCUAUCGACGGCGGCCAUGAGAUAGACAGAAUCGUUUCUCACGAGGGAAGAGGGAGGAACAAACAGUACAAGGUUCACUUCCUCUAUCACCCGUUGGCUGAAUUCUUCUGGAUCGACCGAAAAGAGCUGCUAAAGAGUGUUCCCCGUGUUGUUAACGCUUAUGAACGACAGAUCGCUGAGGGACAGAAUGCUAAAUUUGUUGCAAAAAUGACUCCUCACGGACUUACUAAGUCUCUUUUUCUUAUUUACUCCUACGAUGCAUUUUGUGCCAACUCUGAAUGAGUUACUCGCUCGAAGGGACCUCGCUCUUGAGAGGGGGGUAAUGUGAUGACCCGCCAAAAACACAAACUGAGAACACUGCUGAUUUCUGGGAUUAGCCGCUGGAAUGAAUGCCUUGUUGAAAU